Monascus purpureus is the source of this 2808-nucleotide messenger RNA. The record is from the annotation of a GenBank genome assembly. Lineage: Eukaryota; Fungi; Ascomycota; Eurotiomycetes; Eurotiales; Aspergillaceae.
UCCGUCCAUGGCUCCUGAUUAGCCGUUUUCCCGGAGUCCUCUUUGGCCGAAAGAGUCUGCUGGCCUCGCAGGCAGAUAUCCCAACUUUCUACACAUCCUGACGGAAUAACCCGCUCCUCUCUCUCGCCCUGAUCCGAUCCACCCGUUUUUUGGGGUGGCCCUAGCCCCUGACAGACGAAUCGAGCCCUAUCCGUUCCCCCUUCGAAUUUACUACUACCGCACUCCCUUACCACCACCGACUAGUUCAUUCAGUCUUUCCAUUCGUUAUACCAAUCUUUGCUCUGUUGAGGAAUUUAACAGCAGGACAAAAUUUCUCUUGUCGGCUGUAUCAUUGUUAUCUCAAAACCGGUUGUACUGUGCACAGAAACGUCGCAUUGCUCCCCCUUUCUACGUGGCUCGAUUGUUGGACUGGGAAAAUCAGCCCCUCUGCAGGAUAAGGGCGGAUUGCCUUCAUUCUCGUUCCCUAUCGCUCUUUUCUAGGUAGCGCAUUUACGCUAUCUAUCAGCUGGACAGGUGAAAAAGCACCUGGGUUUGCGCGGAGGAACUCCUUUUACCACUUAUAGUUUUCUUUUAAGUUCAUUUUUCCAAAAUGUCGAGCGCACCGGUUGCAACCGAUUAUUCCCCUUCGCAGGCGCCUGUGCCAUCAACAGAACCAACCACAGUCGCAGAAACGUCCAUUCCAGCUGCCACCAGCGAAACCCCUGCGAGCAGCGCCGAUCUAACAUCCACCUCCGAGACGCUGCCGCCCACGAUCACCUCCGCUACGUCUACCAGUACGUCGGGAACCUUUACCUCGUCUUCGGAUACUUCUACUAGCACUUCGGAAAAUUUUCCUACUACGUCAAGCACUUCUACCAGCACAACAAGCACUGCCAGCAGCUCGGAAACCUCAUCCACGACUUCCGCACCUUCAACUACAUCAGCUCCGACCACUAGCUCCACUUCGUCAGAACAUGUGUUUACGACUAUGCAUACGGUGACCUCCAGUGGCGGGGGAGCCACCACUAUUGUCAUCACAUCUACAGCAGUCGACACUCAAGCCGGUGCGACCUCGACAGGUGCCUCAUUGACAAGUACUGCUGCAUUAGGCGCACCCACAACUGUACACAAGGGGUCCAGUGGAAUGGGUACUGGAGGCACCGUCGCAGUUGCCGUCGUGGUCCCUGUUGUUGGUGUUGCCUUGAUCCUUUUGGCUGCCUAUUGGUUCUGGAGGAAGCGGAAGGCAACGAAGUUGGCGGAGGAGGAACGACGAAAAGAAGUGGAGGAAUAUGCGUUCAACCCCAACAAUGACCCGACUUUGCCCGCCGUGGGAAUGGUCCAGGAUGACAACUCUGGUUACCGAGGCUGGGGAACAACAUCUAUUGGACGCCACCCUUCUACCAAUCCAUCUGGAGGAAUGACGCAUUCGGACAAUGGAAGCGUGCCAGGAUAUCAUCAUGCUCCUUCUCCAAGCGACGAUACUAUUCAUUUCUCUGAGGGAAAUGACAGGCCGUUAUCAGCAGAGGUGGAGCCUGUUGGUGUCCUCGGUUCAGCCCCAAUCGCGUCCGCGAACAGGAGCGCGGGCAUCAAUCGUGGGCCAUCCAAUGCAUCGUCGGCAUAUUCAACGGCGAACCACUCAGAUGCUUCUGAGGAUAGUCGUAUGUCAGGCGCUCGUCCUUCGGCACAAUUCUAUGAAGAAAAUCCGUAUUACAGUGAAGUUCAGCAGCCAUACGGCUCUUACGGGGAUGCCGCGUAUGGGGGUCAGCCCGUGAUCCGAGAUGUACAAGCCCGACGCAACACUCGGAUUGAAAACCCUGCGGUGUUCCCCAGACAGGGAAAUGCCGGUAUCUCGCAGAAUUUCUAACGAACAGUCUAUCUUUUAUUGCAAGUUUCUUAUAUGUCUAGGUAUAUACCGACCGGUACAGGGUUCGGAAGUGAAUUUUGCGACUUCUUUAAUUGGAGAAUAUCGUUUUUUUUUUCCCCUUGAAAGUGCAUAUCUGUUUUAUAACCAAAAAAUUUUUUUUUUUCAGCAUAUGAGCUUGAACAUUGGCCCAUCUUGGGCCGUCAAGCCGGCUGACUCUUCACAGGGAUCCGUUUCCCAGUUCUCUGUUCAUUAUUGUUCGUCAUUCUUUCAUUUCUGUGUCUGUCUUGUCACUCGACAUGCUCUCCUGCUCACUUUCUUUCCUUUCCCCUGUUUUCUGGUUCCUUCUCUGCCCCUAUGACCUUUUUUUUGCUAUGUUGAUCGCACACUAUGCGAUUUAAUCACGAUCGGCAUAUUUUGAGUCAUCAUGUGCGGUAUAUUCAUUGCAAUGUUAAUUCUUACCCUGUUCAACUUGUUUGUCUUCUGCGCAUUACCCUCCCUCCUGGCCCACUUGGUGACAACAAUCGCGGGCUGCUUAUGACUUUGAAUAUGUUCUCUUUUUUAUUUUCCUCUUUUCCAUUUCUCUUUCAUUUAUUGCAAAUGUCCAUGUCUGGGUGGGUCGCCCAGAAAUGCAUCAUGUCUGUGCCGUGUUGGAUUAUUUGCAUCUAUACCGCUGGCAUUUGACUUGGAUGGCGGAGGAUUGCCACGGUAGGGAUUGAUUUAAUAAUACCCUGGGAUAUAAUUCCCCCUUUUUUAAUUUUUUAGCUUUGAUUCGAAGGAUGCGUGUAUAGUCUCUGAUUACAAUCGAACGGUAUAGCUACUCGGCUUGAGCUUCAGGUACAAAAUAUAUACGUAUACCUAAGCAUGUAACUAGUGCGUGCAGGUCGAUUAAUGUUGGAUCACGUGGGAUUCUGCCGCAUAGGUCCGCCCUCGCUGACCCUUUUCACCACGUAGGCCUAUCUAGCUAG